Messenger RNA from Larimichthys crocea (large yellow croaker), 726 nucleotides. Its product is annotated as zgc:103586. Gene Ontology annotation, molecular function: cytidine deaminase activity; zinc ion binding. Gene Ontology annotation, cellular component: cytosol. NCBI's taxonomy places the organism in Eukaryota, Metazoa, Chordata, Actinopteri, Sciaenidae. The record is from RefSeq and is a predicted model, not a curated record. The transcript has 5 exons. The coding region runs from base 97 to 504 and encodes 135 amino acids.
UGGUCGCAAACAUCCCAAAGUGAUCGAUGACGCUCCCCUGCAGCAGCCAAUAACGUGAGGGUAAACAAUACGCGCUGUCCAGAAUAGUCUUCUGCAAUGACAGAUACAGUCAAAGAGCUGGUUUCAAAGUGCCUGCAGGCCCGGGACAUGGCAUACUGUCCAUACAGCCGGUUCCCUGUCGGUGCUGCCAUACUAACAGCAGAUGGCGCUAUAAUUACAGGCUGUAACGUGGAAAACGCCUCGUACGGUCUGACAGUGUGUGCUGAGCGGACAGCCAUCCAGAGGGCCGUGGUGGAGGGACACAGACAGUUCACCGCCAUCGCUGUGACAUGUGACAUCAAAGACCGCUUCGUUGGGCCGUGUGGAGCGUGUCGGCAGGUUCUUAUGGAGUUUGGAUCAGACUGGACUGUAUACUUAACCAAGCCGGAUGGAUCUUACAAACAAACCAGCCUCAGUGAACUGUUGCCUCUCGCUUUUUCCCCAGCGCACCUCACAAAGAACUGAUGAAGCCUCAGCAGCAUCCUUAGACACCACUGUUUAGUUCCUUUGUUACUUUUUAACUGCAAUGUCUUUUUGCUCUGGCAACACUGCAAAUGAGAUAAACAAUAAAACUCACCGCCCGCCCCAACAUGUGUGAGUAAUAUUAGAUACUUUAUUGAUCUCAAGGGAAAUUAAAGCAUCCCGUAAUUUAAAUUUAAAUAUUUAAAACAUUUAGACAUGUGACAG